UUUCAUAUGGAAAAUAAAGAUUCCAAAAAACAUGGAUUUCCCUCACCUUCUGAUGGUCCAGUUUGCCCAUAUGGCUGUUCUCAUCAUCUCCUUUCAAAUCAUAUUUUUAGCGGCAGAGUCAUCCACUCUGAGCAUUGUCACAGACAAGGAGGCCUUGAUUUCAUUCAAAUCCCUGAUCAUAAGCACAGAACCACCCAACCCACUAUCUGAUUGGGACCAAAACUCAUCCCCCUGUAACUGGACUGGUGUCGUUUGCGACAAAGUCCAACAGAGAGUGGUGGGGCUUGAUCUAUCUGGCCUUAGGCUCAAAGGUUCCAUAAGCCCUCAUAUCGGCAAUCUCUCCUCCUUAGAGUCACUUCAACUCCAGGACAACCAAUUCACUGGAACAAUGCCUGAUCAACUUGGCAAUCUUUUUCUCCUGAAGGUCCUGAACAUAAGCUUCAACACUAUAGAAGGUACAAUACCUUCGAACAUAAGCAGGUGCACGAAGCUGAGCAUCAUCGACUUGAUGCAAAAUGAGUUUUCAGGAAGAAUUCCUGAAGGGCUCACCCACCUCCAAGAGCUCCAAGUUCUGAACUUGGCCAAAAACCAUUUAUCAGGUCCCAUUCCACCAUCCACCGCCAACCUUUCAUCACUCGUCACUUUAAAUUUAGGCACCAAUACUCUAGGUGGUGUGAUACCUAGUGACUUGGCUCGCCUUCCAAAUCUAAAGCACCUUGAUCUCACCAUCAACAAUCUCACUGGCGCACUUCCUCCCUCCAUAUACAACAUGUCUUCACUGGUUUCUUUGGCCUUAGCUUCUAAUAAUUUGUGGGGUAAACUUCCCACUGAUGUUGGAGUCACACUACCAAAUCUCUUAGUCUUCAAUUUUUGCUUCAAUAAGUUCACUGGUACCAUUCCAGGUUCACUGCACAACCUCACCAAGAUUCAAAUCAUUCGCAUGGCAUCCAACCUUUUGCAUGGAACGGUGCCACCAGGACUGGGAAAUCUCCCAGACCUGCACAUGUAUAACAUUGGGUUCAAUAAAAUUGUUAGCUCAGGCGAUGAUGGCCUGAAUUUUCUUACUUAUUUGACAAACAGUACCAGUCUCAACUUCCUCGCCAUUGAUGGCAAUCUUCUAGAGGGUGUAAUCCCAGAAUCCAUAGGCAAUCUUUCCAAGGUUCUUUCAAAAUUAUACAUGGGAGGAAAUCGUAUUCACGGACGCAUACCAGCCUCAAUUAGUCAUUUGAGUGGCUUAGCUUUGCUAAAUUUGAGCUACAACCAGAUUUCUGGUGAAAUUCCUUCAGAAAUAGGCCAGUUGAAGGAACUGGAGGAGUUGAGUUUUGCUGGAAAUCAUAUCUCAGGCCAAAUCCCAAAUUCCCUUGGAAAUCUUGGGAAGUUGAGUGCGAUUGAUUUAUCAGGAAACAACUUAUUGGGUAGCAUACCCGAUAGUUUUUUGAACUUCCCAGAUUUGCUUUCAAUUGACUUAUCAAAUAAUCAGCUCAAUGGAAGCAUACCCAAACAAAUUUUCAAUCUUCGUAAGUUAAGCACCAACUUGAAUCUUUCCAAAAACUUUCUGACUGGACCUUUGCCUGAAGAAGUUGGGAACCUGGAAAGUGUUGCCACAAUAGACUUGUCACACAACCGUUUAUCAGGCAACAUCCCCAACUCAAUCGGGUACUGUCAGAGCUUAGAGGAAUUGUUCAUGGCAAAUAAUCUGUUCUUGGGUCCUAUUCCAAGUGCUUUAGGGGAAGUGAGAGGUUUAGGAACUCUUGACCUCUCUGCAAAUGAACUUUCUGGCUCAAUUCCUCUUGAGCUGCAAAAGUUAGGAGCCCUACAGCUAUUGAACCUCUCUUUCAAUAACUUGGAAGGAAAAGUUCCUAGUGGUGGGAUUUUUACAAAUCUCUCUAGAGUUUUUGUGGAGGGUAACCCAAAGCUCUGCUUGCGUUUGGCGUGUGAGAAUAGUGGUGGCCGUACAAGAAGAUUGAUCUUGGUUCUCAUCAUAACCGCAGUCACAACAACAUUAGUGUUCUGCUUUGCAGUUGGUUUUCUGUUCUACAUAAGAAAAAGAAAAACCAAAAUCACUGCGUCAUCAGAGUCCUUCAAGGGACAGCACCAUAUGGUCUCAUACGAUGAACUUCGUGUUGCAACUGGAAAUUUCAAUCAAGAAAAUCUGGUUGGACAAGGGAGUUUUGGAUCGGUUUAUAAAGGGAAACUUAGAGAAGGUAUUGCCAUUGCAGUUAAGGUCCUUGACACCGAGAGGAAUGGAUCUUGGAAGAGCUUUUUCGCAGAGUGCACAGCUUUGAGGAAUGUAAGACACAGGAAUCUUGUUAAACUUAUCACAUCUUGCUCGAGCAUAGACUACAGGAACAUAGAAUUUAUGGCUCUCGUUUAUGAGUUCAUGAGCAAUGGGAGCUUGGAGGAUUGGAUUGUAGGAAAGAGGAAGCAUGCAAAUGGAGAGGGAUUGAGUGUAGUAGAUAGACUGAAUGUGGCCAUUGAUGUUGCUAGUGUCAUGACCUAUUUGCACCAUGAGUGCGAAGAUCCAGUUGUGCACUGUGAUCUGAAGCCUAGCAAUGUUCUUUUAGAUGAAGACAUGACUGCUAAAGUGGGAGAUUUUGGAUUGGCCAGGUUGUUGAUCGAUAGAACUGGUGAUCAAUCUUCCAUCAGCUCCACACAUGCCCUCAAAGGUUCCAUAGGCUACAUACCUCCAGAGUAUGGUCUUGGAGAGACACCAUCCACUGCAGGAGAUGUGUACAGCUACGGAAUUAUGCUGCUAGAGCUUUUUACUGGGAAGAGUCCAACUCAUGAGACUUUUGUGGGAGGUUUAAGCCUAAGGAAAUGGGUGGAAAUAGCUUUCCCUGCCAAUGUAGAGCAAGUAGUUGACUGUGAGCUGGUUCUAAACAAGGGCAGUCUUUGCCAUGAUGGUGAACCAAUAAGUCCAGAAUCAGAGCGUGAUUGCUUGGUCACGGCCAUUGGGGUUGGACUAUCUUGCACAGCUGAUUCUCCUGAUGGGCGUAUAAACAUGAGGGAUGCGCUUCGCAAACUGAAAAGCAUUAGGGACGCCCUUCUCAAACACAAUCUUACUAAGGAAAUCAAGUGUUGAUUAUUUUGGUUACAAUAAUAGCAUAAUUAGGCAUGUGUUAUAAAUAAACAAUGUGUCUGCAUGUGUAUAAUAGAGAAGUAAAGUUAUGUGUGGACUGUCUGUAUGUGUAUAAUGUAGUACUGUUAUGUAUUUGCAUGAUUGCUUAAUGUAAAAUCACAAAUCCUGUCGUUA
Messenger RNA from Cornus florida, 3253 nucleotides. RefSeq names its product probable LRR receptor-like serine/threonine-protein kinase At3g47570. Gene Ontology annotation, molecular function: protein binding; protein kinase activity; ATP binding. Bases 32 to 3082 code for a protein of 1016 amino acids. Gene Ontology annotation, biological process: protein phosphorylation. The transcript has 2 exons. NCBI's taxonomy places the organism in Eukaryota, Viridiplantae, Streptophyta, Magnoliopsida, Cornales, Cornaceae. The record is from RefSeq and is a predicted model, not a curated record.